GUUGUGUAUCCUUGUAAGGGUUACGGUGUAUAUUAAUGCAGCAAUAGCAAAAUAAUUGGUAAUUCAGAAAGUGCCUUCCAUGAUUGUUAACAAUGGACAAACGCGACCGGUUGAUCUAUUACUCGAUUUCGCGAGUGUAUACGUGCUCGAACCGCGAUCGAUGCGGCGACAUUUUUCCGUUAAGGAAAGCAUCAGGGACCAACGAAAAGCUGGACAAUGACAAAAGUCUGGAUGGCGAUAUGGAGAAGUUCCAUACAAAGAUUUGUUCUGGGACACUUUUAGCAUAUUACGAAUGCAACAGCUGCCACUUCCAGAAACGCGGCAUAGACAGCGUAAUCUCACACAUCCGAAAUAAAGGACAUAACCUUGAAAACCAUCAAAAUCCCGCAGAGUUUGGAGAAUAUUUGCCGUUAUGGGGAAACAUUCAAGUGAGAUUUAAAGCCAAGGACAAAGUGAAAGAUCGGUUGCCAUUGGAAUCGAUAAUGGUUAAAAGAGAAAAUGAAUUCUUACGAUGGAUGAAGUUCACGAAUAUAAUUUAUGAAAAUGAGGCAUAUGAAUUGCGAAAAGAUGAAGAUAAGGCAGAAGAAUUGUUAGAUGAGUUAGAACCUUAUAUUGAAUGCUUGGCGUGCAAAAAACGGUUGAGUUAUCAGCGCAAAAAUCUUGUGGAGCAUUUUACGGAGAGGGACAACAACUUCGUGUGCCUUAAUCCCAUCGAAGUGGAACGCCAGGACGGUGUUCAAAGCGAUCAUCAGCUAGAGGCUAUUCUUGAAGAUCGCAGAGCAAUCCAAAUGAAAUAUCAGAAGGAACUUGAACAGUAUACGAGGGACCACGAGAAUGCGCUUAACACCAGGAGCUCUGAAGCAACUAUUGCAGCGCUUGAAGAGUGGAAGGAAAAGGCGCAAGAAAACCUGGAUUUUGCCACCAGGAAGGUCAACACGCUCACGAAGAGAAUCGCAUAUAGACAUCAAGAUGACCCAUCUGUAAAUGCAACUCAUGUGGAACGCCAGAAUGAUGUUCUUCGGCUACAGUCUAUUCUUGAAGAUCGCAGAGCAAUCCAGAUACAAUAUCAAACGGAACUUGAAAAGCAUAAGAGCGACUACGAGGAUUCGCUUCAAACCGACGGCCCUGAGGAAACUAGAGCAGUGUUUAAAGAGCGGAUGAAACAGGCUGAGGCAGUGUUUAAAGAGCGGAUGAAACAGACGCAAAAAAACUUGGAUUUUGCCUUGGGGAAGGUCAACACGCUUGAGAAAACAAUCGCAGAGAGGCAUCAAAAUGACCCCUCUGUAAAUGCAACUCACAAAAGCAGCACCUCAAGUGGGCAAGAUCAGAUUAGAAGAAAUUCCGAGAUGAUCAUUGAGGGCGAGCAGGCCAUAGCGUCUCUCUUCAGUCUAGAAACCAUGUGCGCUGAGUGUGGAUUCCCGUUAAAGCCAAGCUCUUGUCCGGGCACGACUGAAUUUCUAAAAAAUCAUGACGAAAAUAUGAGCUAUGCUCUAAUGGCGCAUCCAGAUCACAAGGAUCUGCAAUGUAAAGCGAAAACACUGCGAUUUGACGCAACGUGCCUGGUCGAUGGUUGCCCAGAAGUUAUAAGAAAUAUUACUCUAAAUAAUUUCCAAGAUCUCGCCUCGCAUCUCCGAGUUCAUUCGGUCAAGGUUCCGAUAUCGGAGCACAAAUUGAUAUCAAAAGCCCCGGCUCCUUUCCCAAAUCCCGUCAUGAGUGUUGCAAGAUCCCCGGCAAAGUUUACGCCGUCAAACAGAAGCACUCUCCCUAGAGAACUUGCUUUGAGUAGCGACGAAGAACGCCGAAGAAUCCCGGGUACCCCAACGUAUCAACUCGCAUUCAGUGAUUUGGAGACAAAACCAACUGUUUUACCGUUUAUUCACAAUCAAAUGGCCAAAGAGCACAUUCAUCUGAAAUGCAAGGAAGCAUUCCGCUAUAUUCCGGACCCGCGCAAUGAGAAGGAGGCUGCAACAGCUUUUCGUUAUGGCCAGUUUCCCUUAGCUCUUGUCAAAACAGGUGAGCUCGGAGAGCAGGUGGUCCAUCCAAAGCAAAAGUGGAGGUAUAUCUUUGUGAAGCGACACGAAAUGCAGAGAUUACACCGAGCUAUUGAACGAAAAUUAAAUAACCCCAGUGAAGAGUCAUCACUUCUGGUGUGCGGCUCACCUGGCUCGGGCAAAACACUCGCGUGUUACGCAUCAGCUCUUGACAUCUUCAGAAGCAAAGAUGAUAUAACCAUUGUUUGGAUCAGGCUCCAAAAAUCUGAGACAGAUGCAAGAUGCGUAAUUCUGUGGCAUUCGGGCGAAUCAGAUUAUCGUGCGUGGAACGUUAAAAUGUUCGAUUUUAAAAGUGAUUCAUUCGAGAAACUUUUGAACAAGGAAGAAUGUCUGGCGAGUAAUCAAAGUUAUCCGCAACGUAUACUGCUUUUUGUGGACGGAAUCCGACACAAGGGUGAACUGAAUAUUGGUGGCGACUCUCAAGGACAUAUGGCGGAACUAGGGAAAUUGUUCUUGUUGUGCAAAACAUGGCGAAAAGAUGAUUUAGCAAAUCGGCGCGUUAUAUACGUUUCUUCGAAUUUUAACAGUUUACUGGAAAAUCAAAGCGACGAACUGGAAAUAUUUUUUUAUUUGUCGUGGACCAAAGAAGAGGUAUUACGAGCUCUGGAAUAUAAACCAUUUCUUUCUCAAGUUCAUGGCAGAAUACUUAAAGGGGAAUAUGAACCCGAAGAUUUGAAUACCGUGAUGCCAGCCCUUCGUGACUCGGACUACGGAAACAAGCUUACCAGAGUCAAAGACAAACUGGAAGAGCAGUUCUACUCCACAGGAUAUUCAGCACGAGCGGCUUUUUUGAGUCAUACAAAAGUGCUUUCGGAACUCUUAAGCGCAUUGAGUGAAUUAAACGAUCGACAAUCGAUUGCGGCAACAGAACGGGAUGAAAAUGUUACGGCAGAUGAGCGGCUACACCUUUUCGAUCGGUUAUAUGCUUGCUACGGUAAACCGGAUAGAGAUCUACCCCGUGAUUCUUCUCGUCGUGCUGACAUUCAAAUGGAACACGUGUCGGAGUACGUCAGACAGGAAUUGAGGUUGGCGCUUACUUUAACGGAAAUCAACCGAAUGGGGAGGCAUGUAUAUGCAACGUCACCGACACUCUGGUGGCACUGGGAACAGUACGUAUAUAGGAUCGUGAUCGGGUCUGCUGAUCGAACCUUUGAUUUGAAAAUCCUUUAUGGCGACGUACAGGCGCUUGACUUCGAACUCAAAAAAAAAUUUCAUCUUGAUAGACAGAAAUUUUCUAAAACAGUGGAAGGCCAAGCGCAGUACCAAUGCCACUUGGGUACAAGCGACUUGCGAUGGCCGAAACAAGAAAAACCUUAUUCGAUCAGUGAUGAAAAACAACAGCAAGGCAAUAUUCCCCAAAACAAAGACAAUACUCCCCAAGACGAAGGCAAUACUCCCAAAGACGAUAUCUACUUCAGCCGUGAAAAUUUACUUCAGGCACAAAACAGAUACAGAAAUGUUUUCCAGCAACUCAGAUGCGCUAUACGCCAGAACGGGAAGAAUGGGGCUGGAGACUAUUACUUAAUACCAAUAAAAGAAAAUCAUCCUGGAUUUGACAUUGUCCAUAUCGGCAUCGGUGAAAAUGGAAGGGCUGUUAUUCAUUUUGCGGACAUGACAAUUAUUGAUUAUAACAAAGCCUCUAAGAAAGACGUUGAUAGCAAAUGCAAAGAAAUCUGCCUGUUCCUGAAAGUCAUGGAACAAUCUUAUGUCCUCAGCGAGAAUGCAGAUAUUAGCUGCAUCGAGCACAUCGAACUAAUAUAUUUGGCACCCGGCGCGCUUGUCAACCGAAGGAAUCCAAUCAUUAUCCAUGUAACGACUUCCGUAAGGAUACGCACAAACGCUGCCUUCUCUCAAGGGGAGCAACUGGACGCUUUUCAGUUAAGUUUCGCGUUUUCAAGAUGGAUGAAUACUCAACUUAGGCAUUACCAUCCGGGCUUCAGUCCAAGCUGGCGGCUGACUAGACGGUUUGGUGACGGCUUUGUGUGUGAGGAACCUUGAGUCGAAGAGUUUAUCAUAAUUUUAUGUACUAAUUACCACAUCGAUUUGCAAACAACGGAAUUAUUUAAUUGCAUUUAUUACAUUUCUUAUUUAUGGCGCAUUUAUUUAAUUGUUGAAUUAUGGGACGUAAUUCAGAUAACACAUUAACAAAUAAUAGAAAAUCUGAUGCUUCUUUCUAGAAAUUGUAAUAUUUAGGUAGUGUGAUGGGUUAGAACUAGCUGCAGUAUCCGCUAUCAAGUCUUGUACGUUUCCAACAACUUUUUCUCUGACUACCAGUUCAGUAAUCUUUGUAUUUGGUUCAUCGGAAAAUAAUUUAGCAUACGGACUCAUUUUAGCCGGUCUGUUCAUCGGUCUGGCUGCCUUGAUAUUAUUAUUUCAGCAGUGCGUAUACUGAUCCGUCACAAGCAUAAAAAAUUGCGGAAAGAGCGGAUAGAAAGGAAAGCGCAAGUUUAGUCGAUGUGUUGUUGU
Messenger RNA from Paramacrobiotus metropolitanus, 4517 nucleotides. RefSeq lists its product as uncharacterized. The coding region runs from base 93 to 4049 and encodes 1318 amino acids. NCBI's taxonomy places the organism in Eukaryota, Metazoa, Tardigrada, Eutardigrada, Parachela, Macrobiotidae. The record is from RefSeq and is a predicted model, not a curated record. The transcript is spliced from 6 exons.